Synchiropus splendidus (mandarinfish) is the source of this 3813-nucleotide messenger RNA. It is a transcript of the gene cd164l2, whose product is annotated as CD164 sialomucin-like 2. Lineage: Eukaryota; Metazoa; Chordata; Actinopteri; Syngnathiformes; Callionymidae. The transcript has 7 exons. The record is from RefSeq and is a predicted model, not a curated record. Gene Ontology annotation, cellular component: cytoplasmic vesicle. Bases 2825 to 3280 code for a protein of 151 amino acids.
UCUGACCAGUCACUGGGCCGUGUACAGAACCAGAAGAGGAAGUGCAGGACCAACGCCACCCCCGCCAGGAGGUCGGCCAGUCCCAGGCUCGCGAGCAGCAGGAAGACGGGGGCGCGCAGGGAGGGGGUGGCCAAGAUGGUGGUGACGACGACGGCGUUUUCAGCAGCGAUGACGGUCCCCGACACGCACAGGGCCACGCCCCAAACGGUCGGCUGAUGCGGCGCCUUACAGGAUGCAGGCGGAUGGACGGAAGUAAAACCAGUUCACCGUGGCACCAGAGAAGAGGAUCCCGUCACGAUCAAUCCAGUGUGAGCUUCUGGUCCACCUUAGCUCUGUGUGGACCCUGGCAUCCUCCGCUGCGUCUGCUCCGUCCUCAGUCUCUCCUCAGAAUGGCUGAUGCUGAGCAGGGAUGCAGCCACAAGAGAGACGGGCUGACGUCACUGACUGAAGAUCUCCACCAAUCAGAGGCCGCCGUCGGUGAUGCGAGCGGCGUGGGGAGGGGGGGGUAAUUUCAUUCAGAAAAAUGCGGCAUCUGUAGGGCCCCUCCCCUCCCACUGCAGUUUACUCCGACUUCUUGUAAGUAAUCACUAUCAAACCCCCCCCCUCUUCCCACAACACACACACACACCCCUCCUCAACGUACCACAUUUCUCCAGUAACACACUGCUCUGGGUCAAUGACAGAACAGAUUGUUUAGUAAUAGUGUGUGUGGAGGAGGGUGGGUGUCCAGGGAGCUGCGCUGUCUAUGGUGCUGAAACUCUCUGGUGACUCAUGAGGGCUCUGCUGAUAUGGCGACCCAUGAGUCCACCUUCGGACGCACAAGGAAUUUAUACAAAGAAACCUCAUUUGAAGUCAGACAAAUGAGAAUUUUAGUUUCAUAUACUUGGCCACAUCUUCCUACUGAUAGGUUUGAAAUGUCAGUUACAUAAAUAUAUACACGUGAUUCAUUUUAAUAUUCUUCAAUACAGACUGCUGUCCUUCCUUUUGGAUUUGGUAUUGUAGUUUAGUUUAGCCCACAAAUUCUUUCUAUCUUUCUCUACAGUAUUACAACAUCAACCCUCUUCCUUUACUACCAGCCUCUUGGACAACCUGCCCCACACCAUGGCAGUGCCUACCUACCUCUUUGGGGUGGCACGACCUACAUAGUAGAAGGGUCAACACAAAGGCAUUUCUCACUGCUGUAUGGAUGGAUGAACCGUGUAUUGGGCGCUGAACAAGCUCCACACAAGCAGGAGCCUUAUGUAGCGACUCGUCUUUCUGCUUACUGACUUACUACCAACCUGCCUACCCUCUCACCAAUGAAUCAUCCACCACCUACCUAGGUUACCUACCUUUCCUAUCUGCAUGCUUACCCCUUAGACUAGUGAUGGGCUGGUGAGGCUUCAUGAACAGCCAGAGCCGCUAGAUGCGCUGAAAAAUCACAGUUUCAGUGAAACCAUCCAUCAUUCUAAAACCAAGAGGGACACCUUACGAGUUCUGAAACUAGUGAUGUAAAAGUGAUACUCAUGAAGCCUCGCCAGUCCAUCGCUACUUUAGACCGCCUCUACUUCUCCCCCCCAACAUAGUUAUUUAAGAUUAUUUAAGAUGAUAAACACAACAGCCCUCCCUGCCGUCUUCAUACCUUCCUACUCACCAUCUGACCAGCUUGCCUUCCUGCUUCAAGAUAUCUUAAUGCAUCACUGUAUUGUCUACAUCUCCUCCUGCCGUGGAGCUUGUGAGUUCAUGUUCAAUAGCAGGAUAGAAUCUCUUGACGCAGAUGAGAGACGCUCUUCAAGCUCCGAACAGUAAUAAGGGUCUCUUUGAUUUGAGACCACCGGUUGCCACAGCAGCGCAGCGGAGGCGGGAAAUGCUCGGCUUCCCUGGUUUGAUCGCGAGCGUGGGCGCUGCGAGGCGGGGGAGGGGGUGGUGGUGAAUAUCAAUCCGCCGACCUAGAGGGGGAUCCUCUCCGCUCAAGCCUUAUUAGGACAUGCUUCCUGGAGACGACGUCACACUGAGCCUCUCCAUCACCUUCACCGAGGUCCUUCCCAGCAGCAGACAGUGGGAGAACAUGCAGCAGGGUUUGUAGACAUGCCUGCAGGUCAGGUGACUACGUGUGGUGUGGGGGGUUUCUUUUCUCGCUCACAAAUGUAUUGAUGAGCGGUUUGAGUUUACACAAUGCAUCUGCGGUGUGGUGAUGCAGGAUGUGGCGGCAUCUCUCUCUCUCUUCCUCUCCACCACCGCACUCUCAGCCCACUGCACUGAGGAAACCAUCUGAGAGAUGGAGGAUCCACAGCCAAUGACUUCACCUGUUGGGUGCCACGUUGACAAUGACUCAUGACAAGCUCCAUCUUUCUUUUUAACAUUUUGAGUCCCACUUGCGUUUUGAUAGGUUGAUUACAGAGGGCGCUGUUGACCUGGUUUUCUGGAUGCGUGCUGGAAAAUGGAUGCACACGUGUAUGGAUGGAUGGUGUUUUGGGAAUGGUUGAGUUCAUCCUAUGUAGCUAUACAUAAAUGUGUGUGUGAGAGUGAACUGGGGGCGGGGCCAAAAAAAGCAGCCCUUCUUUCAGAUCAUGUGGCAACGCCAUGACACACUUAUAUUUCCUCACCGAAAUGGGGAAGUUAGCUAGCUGCAUCUCCGCAUGGCUGAGUAAACGUGCGCGCUGGUGUGUAUUUCAGGUGCACUGAGGUGGUUCUCUCGGUUGCCUGGGAACCCACUUUGGCCGCUGCUCAUGUUACUCAUGACUCUUUCCCUCCUUCAGUGUCAUUGUGAGGUCCCGCAUCUCAGCCUGCUCUCCUGGUCCCAGAUAUUAUUUUCAGGUUCAGGGAGUGAACCAGUGUGGUCAGGAUGCAGCAGCUGAAGGUCUUCUACUCUGCUCUGCUGCUUCUUGCUGUGGUCUCUCUGGUGCUGUCGCAGUCAGAUUGUUCUCAAGCCAAGUCAUGUGACCUGUGUGUCGGUGCCUCGAUGCUCAACCUGACUGGCUGCGUGUGGAGGCUCUGUCCUUAUGACAAUGACGCUGGCAUGUGCAUGAAGGAUGAGGGCAGCGUGGCAGACUCCUCCAUGAACUGCAGCUGGACCAGAGUGUCGGAACUGUGCUCAGUCGUUGAGAUCGUCGCUGAAGGAGACAAGAGUGACUCAGAGGACAAGCCCAACCCCGAGUUCUCCCAGGCCAAGUUUAACAUGUCCAGCUUCAUCGGGGGCAUCAUCCUGGUGCUGUGUCUGCAGGCCGGAGGCUUCUUCGCCAUGCGCUUCCUGAAAUCCAAAGAGCAGAGCAGCUACGACCCCAUAGAGCAGCCUCAGUGAAGAUGCUCGGAGCAGAGCGGAGCGGUGACUCAUCCGGCUGUGACGACAACAAUGCUCCGACAUAAUGUCCCCGUCUGUCCCCCAGAGAGAUGAGUUCAGCACAGUCUUCUCUAAAUGGUGUUAAGUUUUGUCUCGGCUGUUUACGAUCGCACCUUUUUGUAGUGGUCACAACACUGUCACUGAUGAAGAAAACAAAUGGGUCUGUUGUAAAAUAAAAAAAAAAACCCUAUUAUGAAAAAAGAGCUUUCUCUGUCAACAUAUUGUUUUGUGCAGCAAAUAUACAUUUGAAAGUCACAUUUUUGUGACUCAUCACCUUAUUCAAUAUGAACAAACAAUGUUUUUUUUUUUUAAUACCAACAAACACCAGUUGUGGUUUUGCUGUUGUUGUGAGUGGCACUAAUCUUUAGUGUUGCUCUCGAUAACGUUUGCGUGUUUGUGUCGCAUUACAAAUAUUUAUGUGUCAGCUUUGAGUCAAGUCAUUCAAUCCUGACUUGUGUGCAGUGUUGGUGGUGUAUUUAAAUAAAUGAAGAAAA